Molecule: messenger RNA, 1326 nt
Organism: Pocillopora meandrina
Lineage: Eukaryota; Metazoa; Cnidaria; Anthozoa; Scleractinia; Pocilloporidae
Source: the annotation of a GenBank genome assembly
AUGGCUUCUUACAUGGAUGAACCGAGUACGAAGAAGCAGCGUUUAAAUCCAGAAGAGUCACAGCUCGAAGGUCAGUCACACUCCAGAAAUAUUACGCUAGACAUGGCAAAAUAUGACGAGUGGGUUCGUAAACUGUCAGAUGAAGAACUUGUCAACAUAUUUGGGCUGGGAGUCGCAGUGAAAGAAUCCGUUACCCUCACAGUGGAUGUUAAUCAAAAGUUUAUGAAGGAGACGCUGUCUUCUCAGAUGGAACCGAUCCAACAAUGCGUUUCCGACAUCGAGAAAGAAAUAAAGGCCCAGGUGGAAACUGUGAAAGAUAACGUCAGCAAAGAUGUGAAAGCACUGACAGGCGAUUUGAAAACAGAUAUACAGAAUGCACUCGCUCCGAAGAUAAAAGAAAUUACAGGCACAAUGAACAAAGUUGAAAAGAAUGUAAAUGAUCAAGUGCUGAAGGUGCAAAAGGAAUUAACAACUAAAGUCUGUGAAGGCAUCGAGGGAAUGACGAGCAAUGUGCUUAGUUUCAAAACCGACUUAAGCAAAGGCAUUGAGAAAAUCGGAGGAACAUUAAAGACAGACGUAGACGAGAUUGCCACAAGAGUUCCUGCACUCAACACAUUAGAAACGAGGAUCAAGGAUUCUGAAACCCGUAUCACUAAAUCAUUGGAAAAGCAUGGAGAAAAACUGGAUUUGAUAUCAACCGCUUUACAAAAUCCACAGAAGAAAGGAGCUCGGGCUGAGAAAGACGUACUUGAGAUUCUCAACCAAAACCUUCGCAGAAGUAACUUCACCUUCAGAGACAUUACCCGUGAGAAGGGGAAAGGUGAUAUAGAGGCAGAUACCCCUGAUGGUCACAAAAUCAUGAUUGAAAUAAAGAGCUGGGAGAAUACUGUGAGUAAAGAUGCGAUUGAAACGUUUGAGGGAAACCUUGCGAGGCUUACUCAUUUUAGAGUUGGCAUCUUACUUUCGAUGAAGAGUGGCAUCGCCAACCGAUCUAAAAGAAGUGAAUUUGAAGUUUUGUUUAAUGAUGAUCGAAAGCAAUACAUGAUCUACGUUCCAAAUGCCCUUUACGAGGAGUAUAUGAUUGUGUGGAGUGUCUUGAUGGCCAGUCAAUUGGCAAACAUGCAGGUUGGGGAGCUUGGAGAAAAGAAGAGCCAAGGCCUGCGGAAGGUCUACGAGGAGUUUCAAAAAAAUGCACAGUACAGUAAGAAAAGCAGAGCAGACCUUCAGGCUCUAAGGGUGUUAGUACAGCAGCUAGAAGGAAACGUCGUUCCCUUCCUUGAUGCUGUCGACAAAGCGACAAAAGUUCUCAACAAACUGUUAAAUUGA